AUGUCCAACAUCUUGAGAAGAGUCUUGUCUUUCGGAAGUCCCAGCAGAGCAACGUCCACAUCAACUCUCGAGGACGAGGACACCAUGUUCGACGUGCAGGAGCCAGAGCUCGAAGAAUCGGACCCCAUUCCCAAUUUCGCGGAAGAAGGCAUCACCGACCACACCGAAGUCCUUAUAGAACUCAUGCAAGGACCCUCAGUCUCCGUUUACGUCGGCAAAGCAGCGAAACCCAUCACGUUAUCCAAACGACUACUUAUGUACCACUCCCCCGUCGCUGCCCGCCUGCUCGCCAAGCAGACCACUCCCGAUACGCUCGCACUACGAGGCCAUGACCCUUUCGCAUUCACGCACAUCUACCGCUGGAUGCACCAAGACAAACUCGACAUCCUCCCCUAUUGCACCCGCACGGGCACCUCUCCCACCGCCAUCCAAGACGCCUGCACCCUUCUCUGCCGCAUCUUCGCCGCGGCCCGCUACCUCGACAUCGCCCCCAUUCACGGCCUCGUCUUCCAGGAACUCCGAGCCGCGUUCGCGAUCACUCGCGAUGCGGGGAAGAGCACGCCUGUGGCGCCCGGCACGGUGAUGGAAGUGUGGAGAGAGGGUGGAGAAGGGUGCGGGUUGUGGAAGGUGGUGUUGGAGGAGAUGUGUGUUGCGUUUACGCGGAAGCCGAUGGCGGUGUUUGCGGUGUAUGAUGAGUGUUUUGAGCGGAUUGAGCCGUUCCGGUUGGCGGUGGGGGAGGCGAUGACGGGUAGGAUCUUUUGGGGGGGCGAAGUGGGUGGGGUUAGGGUUGAUGAGAUCUAG
Messenger RNA from Letharia columbiana, 801 nucleotides. RefSeq lists its product as uncharacterized. The transcript is spliced from 2 exons. The coding region runs from base 1 to 801 and encodes 266 amino acids. NCBI's taxonomy places the organism in Eukaryota, Fungi, Ascomycota, Lecanoromycetes, Lecanorales, Parmeliaceae. The record is from RefSeq and is a predicted model, not a curated record.